AUGGAUGAGAUGACCAUGGCUUUCCCACCUCUGGAUGGCUCUCAGCCUGACGAAGAUAUCAAUGGGGAAGGGAAAGCAAAAAUUCCAGAGAAUCUUGAAGAUUUCCUGAAAGGUGUGGAGGGGUCCCAGAAGUUUUUUGAAAUAUCUUUAGAGUCCCUAAAGGCCACACACAGGCAGCAACUUCAGGAGACUGGCCUCCAGCAUCACAGGAACCUGGAGAAAAGACUACUGCAGAACUCACUUCUCUCUACAGUGGACAGGAGAACUGACACCAAGGAAAUUGACGGCCACCAUUGGGAAAACAUCAUAUCCAAGAAGAAAGAGGAUCUUGUGCGGUACAAUGGACCAAGGAGAUCUUCCUCUGUGCCUGAUGUGGCCUCAGAGGUGAGGGAGCAAAGCCAAAGCAGACGAUCUAAAACCUCGGCAUCAAAUACUGUUGGAAGUGUGUUCUUUGGCAUGACAAUGCAGGAAACUCAGAGCAGGUCGAAUUUUUUUUGCACCAGAGAGUCAAAGCCAUCAUCAUCAUCAUUUGUCAGAGAGCAGACUGACAUGGAAGAGUGUCAGAAACAGUUUCGUGCUGCACCGGUUCCUGAACAUGUCUCCAAGGCACUUUAUGAGAACAUAACAAAGGAACAAGAACGCAAGAGGAAAGAGGGCCAUGAGCAGAGGCGGAACUUCCUGUUAUCCAUUCAGAAGCCUUUCACUUUUAUGCAGAGAGAAGAAAAGAGCAAAGAGAGGCCUACACAGGACCAGGGCCCCACCAAUCAACAUGAAAAAGAUAAGCCUUGUGUCACACGAAAACCCAUACCAAAAGCAGUCAUAGACAAGGGAGUUUCUGAGCAUUUAAAAGAGGAGGAAGUGUGUAGGAAGAUACGCAUUCAGACGAGGGCCAGGGAGAGUCUGAGCGCCUCCUCUGCUCCCACACUGAGCCAGCAAACCAGGACCAGCCAAGAGAGGCGCUCUGCCCAGAUGACAAAGAGCAGAAUGCUGGCUUACCUGGAUCAGAAGCCUUCCUUUCAACCUGCGACAAAUGCCCAAGUCCCUGACUUUAAAAGACUGUACCAAGCAUUUCAGAGAGAUGUAGUGAAGAGGGCAGGAAGGAAGGAUGUUACACACUGUCAGCCUUUCCAGCUGCGCACUUCUGUUCUGCGUCCACGGCAGAGCAGGAACAACCCAGAGGAACCACUGAAAUCUACAAACACUAAUCUAAAGAGAAGUACUUCAUUCGCUGGCUUGACAUCACUGUCCAUGGACACUCUUCCCACGUACAUCACAGAUGCUGCGAGAAAAAGACGCGUGGCUAUAAGGAGGUCUUUGGAGCAGAGGGAGGACAAGGAGCGUGAGAGUGCUGAAUGGAUGAGGAGACACAGGAUGAACUCUGAGGCCAUGAGGAGGGCAGUGACAGUUCGGGCCAAGGCCAUGGACCCUCACCGCAGCCUGAAGGAGGUCUACCAAGAGAAACUGAAACAGCACCGAGAGGCAGACCAGCAGAGGGUCAGAGAGUAUAAAGAAGAGCUUAGGGAGAUGAAGGCUCGUGUCACAGGCCGUCCUUAUCUGUUUGAACAGUUGUCACAGAAAAAUGCCAAGUCUGACGCAGAGCGGAGGUAUAGGGAUACGCUGAAGCAGGCCGGUUUGAAUGAGAACUUUGUGAAGACAAAGGGAGAAGAAGCCGUAAAGACAAUCACUUUGGAGUCAGAUGCUGAGGACGAUGAUGAUGGUAACAGUGACGUCUGCAGCACUGAAAAUGACCUACAGAAUAGGUAG
Chanos chanos (milkfish) is the source of this 1764-nucleotide messenger RNA. It is a transcript of the gene fam161b, whose product is annotated as FAM161 centrosomal protein B. Gene Ontology annotation, biological process: cilium organization. The record is from RefSeq and is a predicted model, not a curated record. NCBI's taxonomy places the organism in Eukaryota, Metazoa, Chordata, Actinopteri, Gonorynchiformes, Chanidae. Gene Ontology annotation, cellular component: cilium. The coding region runs from base 1 to 1764 and encodes 587 amino acids. The transcript has 8 exons.